GGUGCUGAAGCUGGGGCUCCAGCUGAAGCUCAAACUGGAGAUGUCAACCCAAUGCUUGCUCCGUCGCAUUGGGAGAACACCGGCCCAGCAGACAAUGAAGCAGACGACGCCGACUCCUCGCUAGGCCAAGACACCGGCAGCUCUACCGCCUCUAUCAGCUCCAGCAUCAUCCAGUACCGAGUCAUCAACGGCCGCACAUACCACGCCGAUCGCGGCGAUACACAAUAUUGGGCCUCCAACGACGUUCAAGCCAGCGAAGCCCUCGAUAUCAUCCACCACACGUCGACCCUCGUGAUCGACGGCAAGCUCUACCUCGCGCCGCUGGACAAGGGAAAUGUGAACAAGGUUCUCGACGUUGGCACCGGAACGGGAAUUUGGGCCAUGGAUUUUGGCGAUGAGUUCCCAGAGGCGGAGGUUGUGGGUACGGAUAUCUCGCCUAUCCAGCCGACGUGGGUGCCGCCGAACGUCAAGUUUGAGAUUGAGGACUUCACCUUGGAUUGGACGUUUCCCGAUGACUCGUUUGACUUUGUGCAUAUGCGGUUCCUCUAUGGAAGUGUCCCGGAUUGGUAUCAGCUAUAUGAACGAGCUUAUCGCGUGACCAAGCCUGGAGGAUGGAUUGAGACACAUGAAGGUGAUCCCAUGGGUCAGAGUGACGAUGGCACACUCAAGCCGGGCAGUGCCAUUGGGGAAUGGGGCAAGUUCUUCUACGAGGGUAGCAAGAAGCUAGGGCGCAUCUUUUCGCCCAUCCCAGAGAGUCUGCAAGAAAAGGGUCUCAAGGCAGCUGGCUUCGUCGACAUUGAGACCAAGACGAUCAAGGUUCCGGUCGGAGACUGGCCCAAGGAUGAGAAGCAAAAGGAGAUUGGAAGGUUCACCAACCUCGGCAUCGAGACUGACGUUGAAGGUCAUAUUACCUUUAUGGCUAAUCUGCUUGAUGGUUGGACGCGCGAGCAGGUCAUUCUCUACUGCGCUCAGCUGCGUCGUGAGCUGAGGGCUAAGAAGACACAUGCGUAUUACCUCCAGAGGAUUGUAUGGGGACGGAAGCCC
This is a messenger RNA of Fusarium vanettenii 77-13-4, 1044 nucleotides long. RefSeq lists its product as uncharacterized. The record is from RefSeq and is a predicted model, not a curated record. The annotation marks the transcript as partial. The transcript has 2 exons. Gene Ontology annotation, molecular function: methyltransferase activity. NCBI's taxonomy places the organism in Eukaryota, Fungi, Ascomycota, Sordariomycetes, Hypocreales, Nectriaceae.